CGCGCGGCCGGGGGAAGUUGUUUGGGCCUUACCGGCAUCCGGUCGCUGCUUCGCCGGUGCCUCCGGGCGAGCUGCGGUCCGGCCCCCGCCUGUUGGAGCUGGGGGUCAGCGGCGGCCCUGCGCCUCCCGGCAGCUGCUCCGCGAGAUCGGAGACAACAGGGCGCCCCUCACCGCGGCGCCGCGCCACCCCGCCCCGCCUCGCCUCGCCUCGCCAGCAGCCGCGCUCCGGCCCCUCCCCGCGCCCGCUGCACCCUCGCAGCCCGCGGCCUGCCGGCCACCUCCCGGCCUGGCCGCAGCUGAGGAGCCGAGCGGCCCUUCUCGGGGGGCUGCGGGUGACCUCGGAGUAAUGGGGGGUGAUGGACUCGCGCUGAGGUUCAGAGUUCAGAGCUAAGAGGUGAGAACAUUAUCUAAGAGCUGUGACCUGUAACCAUGCCCUCUGACCUGGCCAAGAAGAAGGCGGCCAAGAAGAAAGAGGCAGCCAAAGCUCGCCAACGGCCGAAGAAAACCCCAGAGGAGAAUGGGGAUGCCGAGAUUGAGCAACAGGAGAUGAAGAAUGAGGAGGCCAAUGGGACAGAAGGGUCAGAGAUAGAUGCUUUGACGAAGGAGCUGGAGGACUUUGAGCUGAAGAAAGCAGCUGCUCGCGCUGUCACUGGGGUGCUGGCCUCCCACCCCAACAGCACUGACGUGCACAUCAUUAACCUCUCGCUGACCUUCCAUGGACAGGAGCUGCUGAGCGACACAAAACUCGAGCUGAACUCAGGGCGUCGCUAUGGGCUUAUCGGGCUCAAUGGGAUAGGAAAGUCCAUGCUCCUGUCUGCUAUCGGGAAGCGGGAAGUGCCAAUCCCAGAGCACAUUGACAUCUAUCACCUGACCCGGGAGAUGCCUCCUAGUGAGAAGACGCCACUACAGUGUGUGAUGGAGGUGGAUACAGAGAGGGCCAUGCUGGAGCGGGAAGCUGAGCGGCUGGCUCACGAGGAUGCGGAGUGUGAGAAGCUGAUGGAGCUGUAUGAACGUCUGGAGGAGCUAGAUGCCGAUAAGGCAGAGGUGCGGGCCUCACGGAUCCUGUACGGUUUGGGGUUCACUCCAGCGAUGCAGAGGAAGAAGCUGAAAGAUUUUAGUGGCGGCUGGCGAAUGAGGGUGGCUCUCGCCAGAGCUCUCUUCAUUCGGCCAUUCAUGCUGCUGCUGGACGAGCCCACAAACCACCUGGACCUGGAUGCCUGUGUGUGGCUGGAAGAGGAGCUGAAAACGUUCAAACGGAUCCUUGUGCUGAUCUCCCACUCCCAGGACUUCCUGAAUGGCAUCUGCACAAACAUCAUCCACAUGCACAACCGCAAACUGAAGUAUUACACGGGAAAUUAUGAUCAGUACGUGAAGACCCGUCUGGAGCUGGAAGAAAAUCAGAUGAAGCGUUUCCAUUGGGAGCAGGAUCAGAUUGCCCACAUGAAGAAUUACAUUGCACGAUUCGGUCAUGGCAGUGCCAAGCUGGCCAGGCAGGCCCAAAGCAAAGAGAAGACCCUUCAGAAAAUGAUGGCUUCCGGGCUAACGGAGAAGGUGGUGAAUGAUAAGACUCUGUCGUUUUAUUUCCCACCAUGCGGGAAAAUCCCCCCUCCUGUCAUCAUGGUGCAGAAUGUCAGCUUCAAGUACAUGAAGGAUGGGCUGCUGCCCACAGAUGGGAUGAUUCGCAAACAUUCGCAUGUGAAAAUUGGCAGAUACCACCAGCACUUGCAAGAGCAACUGGACUUGGACCUCUCACCCCUGGAGUACAUGAUGAAGUGUUACCCAGAAAUCAAGGAGAAGGAGGAGAUGAGGAAGAUCAUUGGCAGAUAUGGUCUGACUGGGAAGCAGCAGGUGAGCCCCAUCCGGAACCUCUCUGAUGGGCAGAAGUGCCGUGUGUGUUUCGCGUGGCUGGCCUGGCAGAAUCCCCACAUGCUCUUCCUGGACGAACCCACCAACCACUUGGAUAUAGAAACAAUAGACGCUCUGGCAGAUGCCAUCAACGAGUUUGAGGGAGGAAUGAUGCUUGUCAGCCAUGACUUCAGGCUCAUCCAACAGGUUGCCCAAGAGAUCUGGGUCUGCGAGAAGCAGACAAUCACAAAGUGGCAGGGUGACAUCCUCGCUUACAAGGAACAUCUCAAGUCAAAAUUGGUGGAUGAGGAGCCCCAGCUCACCAAAAAGACCCACAAUGUGUGAGUGCUGGAGGGGUCGGUCAGGUGCUCUCCCUGGAGACUGACACAGCGGCCAGCCUGACCCACCCUCCUGCUGCCUGGAAUCGGACUCUGCUGCUAUCUCUGUGGUUCUGUUCUAGCAUUGCUGCAACGUUGCUUCUCCUCGACCCUCCCUGUAUCUCUACAUCUGGACAACCCCUUCCCUUCUAUUCCGACUGCACUCAGGCAACUGUAUCCACAGCUGGAUGGUGUCUCAUCCUACACCAGACCUUCUACUCCAAUAGGCUGGAGUCAUGGUGAUGGCAGUAGGGAAUCUGACUUGACAUGAUACAGAAGUGGAGACCCUAGCCCAUCUUCUCACCCUUCACCCCCAACUUUCUGCUUCAGUUUAGAAACUUCACUUCAAACUCCUCAGGCCUUGGUUUGUUUUUUAAUGAUUAUUUAACAGUGUAAUUACCAGAUCUGCCUGAGAAUCCAUCAGUCAAUAAAGAGGGAAGAACAGUC
Molecule: messenger RNA, 2669 nt
Organism: Mauremys reevesii (Reeves's turtle)
Lineage: Eukaryota; Metazoa; Chordata; Testudines; Geoemydidae
Product: ATP-binding cassette sub-family F member 2
Exons: 14
Coding region: 430-2190 (586 amino acids)
Molecular function (GO): ATP hydrolysis activity; ATP binding
Source: RefSeq, a predicted model, not a curated record